Messenger RNA from Brassicogethes aeneus, 2421 nucleotides. NCBI's taxonomy places the organism in Eukaryota, Metazoa, Arthropoda, Insecta, Coleoptera, Nitidulidae. The record is from the annotation of a GenBank genome assembly.
AUGGAGUAUUUUAGAAGCGGACUGAAGACGGUGCUGGGGGCGCCAACCCCAGGGACCCAACCUACGGGCCCCGAAACUGUGGAGAGGUUGGUGAGUAGAGUUAGUACGUCGACUUUACUCGAAGACAGGAGGGAUGCCUGUAGAGCUCUUAAGGCGUUAUCAAAGAAAUAUAGAUUGGAAGUUGGGGCUCAAGGCAUGGAUGUUUUGAGGCAAGUAUUAGAGCUUGACUGUGCUGAUUGCGAGAUAAUUGGGUACUGUUUGGAUACUCUGUGUAACAUUACAUCAAAUGAGAUUUUCGAAGAAGAGGGCGAGACUAAUAUUAAUAUGAAUGUGAAUGUUGGGGAACAAUUUACGGAAAUGUUUUUGAAAAACGAGAAAAAUGUUGCUGUGGUGCUUGGUUUUUUGGAGGAGUAUGAUUUUAGAGUUAGGUGGCCUGCGGUGAAACUUCUGACAUCUUUAUUGGCAAAUAAACCUAAAGAAAUUCAGGACAUAAUUCUGGUAAGCCCAAUGGGAGUCUCAAAACUAAUGGAUUUGCUUCUUGAAAACCGUGAAAUCAUCCGAAAUGAUGCCCUGCUUCUUUUAAUAAACCUCACAAAGUCCAACGCAAAUAUACAAAAAAUUGUUGCCUUUGAAAAUGCCUUUGAUAGACUAUUUGAUGUUAUUAAGGAUGAAGGUUACACUGACGGUGGGAUUGUGGUCGAAGACUGUCUAUUGUUGAUGUUAAAUCUCUUGAAAAAUAACACAAGCAACAUAAAUUUCUUCAAGGAAGGUUCUUAUAUACAAAAAAUGUCGCCGAUGUUUUUGUUGCCUGAUAAUAUUGAGGAAAUUGGAUGGAGUCCACAGAAAGCUUCAAAUAUGCAUUGUGUCUUGCAGUUGGUUAGGACUUUGGUCUCUCCAAACAACCCAGUUCAAAUAAUAACUGCAUGUCAAAAAACAAUGAGAAAUACAAACCUUCUUGAGGCUUUGUGUGGAAUUUUGAUGGCCAGUGGCGUACCGGCCGAUAUCUUAACAGAAACAAUAAACACAGUGGGGGAGGUAAUAAGAGGAAAUCUAACGAAUCAGGAAUACUUUGCAAACGUCACAGCCCCCUCGAACCCUCCGCGCCCCGCCAUCGUAGUCCUCCUGAUGUCGAUGGUGAACGAAAAACAACCGUUUCAACUGCGAUGCGCGGUGCUGUACUGCUUCGAGUGUUUCCUGUUCAAAAACGAGAUAGGGCAAGAGCAGGUGGUGCAAACGCUGUUGCCAAGUGCAGCGGGGGCCACCACCUUGACCACCGGCCAACUGCUGUGCAGCGGCAUUUUCAGCGCCGACCCGCUGAGCAAUUGGUUUUCCGCCGUGGCAUUGUCGCACACCCUGCUGGAGAAUCCCGCGCAAAAAGAGCAACUUUUAAGAGUUCUUCUGGCAACGAACCUGGGCGCCCAACCAGUGUCACUCCUGCACCAAUGCGCGGUUUACCUGCAACACACCUCGAAGCUCCAAUCAAAAAUCGGCAUGCUGAUGCUGCUGGCCAUGUGGAUGUCGCAUUGUCCUCCAGCUGUCAAAAUAUUUCUCACGGUACCCGGCGCCAUGGCUUUUUUGACGGCACAGACUUCGGCCAGCGAGUACGACAACAACGAGGAGCUGUUGCAGGGACUCUGCGCAUUCAUAAUGGGUCUGUGCGUGGCGUUCAACGACAAUUCGGAGAAAAACUACUCAAAAGAGAACUUGUCUCAGCUGAUUGAAAAACGCGUCAGCAUAGAGACGUACUGCAAAAAGUUGGGCGAAAUAUCGCGACACGAGGUGUACGCGAAGGCGGCCAAGCAGCCUCAAAUCAAAGCGAAACAUUCCAGCGAGUUGCUUUUGGAGUUUGAGUUUUGCAAGCUGUUCAAAGCGCUGGAGGGGGUCAUCAUACAGGCGCUAGGUGUACAACGGGAUCUUUCAAAUGGUUUAUCUGAGCUCAGCUUAAGUGAGCAUGAAAACGCUCUACUGAUACAAUACAAAGAACUUAUAAGAGACCAAGACAAAAAACUACACGACCUCCAGAAAGAAAUACACACUAUGAAACGUGAAAAUAAAUCGCUAGAGGCACAAAUCGACGAACUAAGUCAAACAAACUCCCAGCUAAACGACCACAACACCCUCCUCAAAGCGCAACUGUCUACGGGGGCAAACAUAACCUCAAACGAGCCUGUUGCGGCAGCAGCGCCUCUAUUGGCCGCAGCGCCCGACCAAGGCUUGCUCGAUAAAGUGAAUCGGUUGGAAUCGGAGUUGCUGGAAAAAAACGAAGAGCUGGAAAGGUUGAGGGGUGACCAGGACAACUUGUUGACUCUUUUGACGGACCAAGACACCAAGUUGUGCUGUUUUAAGAGCAAAUUGAGGGAGUUGGGGGAAACUAUCGAGGAUUCAGAUGGCAAUUCCGGCGAAUCGGAUAACGAGUCCUAG